UAACGUAUUGAAUUUUUUCAACUCAUUUUCGCUAUUAUGCGAUUGAAAUAAGAGAAUUUUUCGCGAAAGAUAUUCGAUAUACCGGUGAAGUAUCAUUUUGCAGCUUUCAAAAGCAUCGUUAUUGUGUUAGGUUAAAGGAACCCGAACCUGACCGGCCUCAGUUACCUCAUAAUCCAGGAAAAAGUAUACUUUAUCAUUGAUUGAUUAAAUGCUUCACGUCAAGGCGAUCAAACGAUUAAGAUUGUGUUUUCGCGUGUGGUUCCGUUACUAAUCAUCGUUUGCCGGAUUGGCUGCUGUUCGUUGGUGACCGAGUAAUGCAGAAGAUAAGUUCCGAUUCCAUUAUAGACGCCGAAAUGAAAGAAACUUUUGGCGAGAAAGUGGUGAUCUUGGAUGCUGGAGCGCAAUAUGGUAAACUGAUCGAUAGAAAGGUUCGUGAACUUAAUGUCGAAAGUGACCUAUUACCAUUGGAUACUCCGGCUAUCGCCAUCAAAGAAAAAGGAUACAAAGCUAUUAUUAUAUCCGGUGGUCCGAAUUCUGUUUAUGCUGAAGAUGCCCCUCGUUACGAUGCAGAUAUUUUCCGAUUAGGAUUACCAGUACUAGGAAUUUGUUACGGAAUGCAAAUGUUGAAUAAAGAAUUCGGUGGUCAAGUUAGCUGUAAAGAUAAUAGAGAAGAUGGUGUUUUUGAUAUUGAAAUUGAUCCUACAUGUCCGCUUUUCGAAAAAUUAGAUACAAAGCAGCAAGUUCUGCUAACUCAUGGUGAUUGCGUUGAACGUGUAGCUGAUUCUUUUCGUAUAAUAGCGACGUCCGGCAGUUUUAUCGUCGGUAUAGCUAACGAUAAAUCACGUUUAUAUGGUUUACAGUUUCAUCCUGAAGUUGAUUUAACUACUAAAGGCAUCGCUAUGAUCAAGUCGUUUCUUUUCGGCGUUUCUCGAUUAAGUGGCAAUUUUACGUUAGAAGAUCGCGAAAAUGAAUGCAUUAAGUAUAUUAAAAAAACAGUCGGUGAUAAGAAAGUUCUGUGUUUACUGAGUGGAGGUGUUGACUCGACCGUCUGCGCAGUACUUUUGCACAGAGCGCUCUCCCAGCCCGGCCAAAUAUACGCGAUUCACAUCGAUAACGGUUUCAUGAGAAAGAACGAAAGCAGCGAAGUGAUACAAUCUUUGAAUAAUCUCGGACUCAACGUUAAUGUUGUAAAUGCCAAAUAUAGAUUCAUGUACGGUACUACAAUCGCUCCUCUAGAUAAAAAAGACACUGUUCGGACUCGUAUCACGAAAAUGCUGUGCAAAGUUUCUGAUCCGGAAGAAAAAAGACGUAUUAUAGGAGACGUAUUCAUCAAAGUCGCUAACGAAGUGAUAGAAAGCUUAAGUUUGAAACUAGAAGAUGUGAUCCUAGCACAAGGCACGUUACGUCCCGACUUAAUCGAAUCCGCUUCAAUAUUGGCUAGUUCGAAAGCCGACGUGAUCAAAACACAUCACAACGAUACCGCAUUCGUUCGCAAACUACGAGAUCUCGGUCAGAUCGUCGAACCGCUCAAAGAUUUUCACAAAGAUGAAGUACGACAGCUAGGCAGAUUGUUAGGCUUACCCGAGGAAAUCGUUAUGCGACAUCCUUUCCCCGGGCCUGGAUUAGCGAUCCGCGUGCUGUGCGGAGACGAACCCUACGUCGAGAAAGAUUUCUCCGAGACUCAAGUACUCGUCAAGAUUAUCGUCGAAUUCGAGAACAUGCUGCAGAAACAACACGCUUUGCUCAAUAGAGUCGAAAACGCUACGAACGAAGAUGAAAGAUCCGAGUUGAGGAGGAUUUCGCAAAGACAGACGUUCGCCGCUACUUUAUUACCAAUACGCACAGUCGGUGUACAGGGUGACAAACGAACGUACAGUUACGCCGUAGGUAUAUCUAGUAAGCAAGAACCCGAAUCUGUAUACGAUUGGCAAGAUUUACUCUACUACGCUAAAAUUAUUCCGCGAAUAUGUACCAGUGUAAAUAGAGUUUGUUACGUGCAUGGUGGAUUAGUUAAAGAUCAAUUAAUCGAUAUCACGCCGACCUACCUAACGCGGCUGGUCUUAUCGACAAUAAGGGAGGCCGAUAGCAAGGUCAAUCAGAUAUUAAUUUCAUCUUCGAGUGUAAAAAACGUUUCGCAAAUUCCGAUCGUGCUGUUACCGUUGCAUUUCGACAGAGACAUAGCAAUACGAAUGCCGUCUUGCCAAAGAUCGCUCGUCAUUCGACCCUUUAUCAGCAAUGAUUUCAUGACUGGAGUACCAGCACUGCCCGGAAGAGAUCUAUCUAUCGAUGUGGUUAAGAAUAUUUUACAAACGUUGAAAGAGUUGCCCGGCAUUUCGAGAGUUUUAUACGAUUUAACAACUAAGCCUCCCGGUACUACCGAGUGGGAAUAAAUUUAGGCUAAACAAAUUUUCAUCAUUGUGUAUUUAACUCUUUUUUUUUCCUCUCUCAUUUAUUUAAUACGUAUACAUGUAUUAAUUUCGCGAAAAUAUAUUUCAUUUUUAUUAAU
Molecule: messenger RNA, 2506 nt
Organism: Planococcus citri (citrus mealybug)
Lineage: Eukaryota; Metazoa; Arthropoda; Insecta; Hemiptera; Pseudococcidae
Gene: bur
Product: GMP synthase burgundy
Exons: 12
Coding region: 315-2390 (691 amino acids)
Biological process (GO): GMP biosynthetic process
Cellular component (GO): cytosol
Molecular function (GO): GMP synthase activity; GMP synthase (glutamine-hydrolyzing) activity; ATP binding
Source: RefSeq, a predicted model, not a curated record